Malassezia sympodialis ATCC 42132 is the source of this 1770-nucleotide messenger RNA. RefSeq lists its product as uncharacterized. The transcript is spliced from 2 exons. The coding region runs from base 1 to 1770 and encodes 589 amino acids. Gene Ontology annotation, molecular function: oxidoreductase activity; copper ion binding. The record is from RefSeq and is a predicted model, not a curated record. NCBI's taxonomy places the organism in Eukaryota, Fungi, Basidiomycota, Malasseziomycetes, Malasseziales, Malasseziaceae.
AUGGACCCUAAUUAUAAUCACUCAGCUCUGCCACAAGAACGGCAUUUUGACUGGACUGUUGAGAGAAAGGUGGUGGCCCCAGACGGCGUUCCUCGUUUAAUGUACACUAUCAAUGGCCAGUUCCCUGGACCUAUCGUGGAAGUGACAGAAGGUGACACCGUUGUCGUGCGAGUUCGAAAUCAUAUCUUCGAUGACUAUCAAGUGCCCGAGCCUCCCAUUACAUCUCGCCUCCAUGAUGUGUUUCCAGAGGGCACAGACCGCAAAUUUUCCCUUCAUUGGCAUGGUCUUUCUAUGCGUGGACAGCAAGUAAUGGAUGGCGCAGCCUCUUUUACAUCCUGCCCAUUAAAACCAGGAAACGAGACGGUGUAUCGAUUCACUGUGUUUCACGAAGAUGUGGGUACACAUUGGUACCAUUCUCAUGUCGGCACGUCGCGUGCGGAUGGUUUGUGGGGAAUGUUAAUUGUCCAUGCUCGGGAAGAUGAGCGGCCUUUAUUCCAAGAGCAUGCACUAGGUGCGAAAGUACACUGGGACGACGAAAUUGCUGUGGCGCUUGGAGAUCAUUUCCAUGUUAUGAGUCCCGAAAGUCUGGCCGAAUAUGUUUCUAUCCUUUUGUCUAAUGCAGAGCCCGUGCCUGACAGUGGUCUCAUCAACGGAAAGCAUGUAUUCAGCUGCUACAUGAGUCGGAAAGAGGACGUUCCAUGCCCCGCGGGUGAUGUCGAUGAGGUAGGCGAGUACGAAGUCUUCCGUCUCAACCCACAGCGCUCCUAUCGCUUGCGCCUGGUGAACGUUGGAUCGGUGGCUGAUGUUGUAUUCAGUGUGGAUGGUCACACGAUGACCGUCAUCGAGGCCGACGGAACGUUAGUGGAGCCCAUGUCUGUGCACCGCAUUCCCAUUGCUCCGGGCCAACGAUACUCCGUCAUCUUGCACCGCGAACCGUUCAGCAAAGUUGAUCGAGUUUGGAUGCGAGCAGAAAUGACUGCAGAAUGCUUCAAGUAUCUAAAUCCCGUGAUGGAUCCUAUGGUCAAGGCGAUCGUGGCUUACGAUAAAAGCGUCACAGACGAUGGCCAUUGGUUAUCGCCUUUGAGGAUGCGGAGCUACCGUCGCACUGUGUCCGAACGCAUUUUGUCACGACGUUGGCGCUGGACGUUGCGGCCCACCAGUCAGGCAUGGAGCCCCAACGUAACCGAUGUGGGAAUCCCUGAGGAGCCUUGCCAUGACUUGGAGCCAGGGACACUUGUUCCAUUAGUCGCUGAUCCUGCACCCAAACUUGAUGUCGGCCGUGGAGACCGUCAGGUUUAUGUCAAUAUUGAGGUGUUGAACCGCCACAAGUAUUCGAAAGCACCGAUGUCGUUCCUAAAUAUGUCUACGUGGCGCCCAUACGGCCUCCAGGGGCCAUCUAAACAGCCAUUACUACACCGUAUCUCGUACUCCAAUCUGACGUCGCCGGAAGAAUGGGAACAGACCGGGCUCGUGAACCGCGAACAUGAGCUAGUGUUUUGGGUGCUGCACACCGGCGAAAUGGAGCGCUUGCGAUUCCAGUAUACCAAGGAGGUGGAGGACUCAUUUGAUCUGGCACGCGCCAUGAAGCGUGACACGGUGGUGGUGCCUAUGUUGGGUCAUGCGGUGAUUCGAUGGGUAGCCGACAAUCCUGGUGUAUGGGCCUUCCACUGUCACAUGAAUGUGCACCUUGCCAGUGGAAUGGCUAUGGCCUUUGUUGAGCAGCCCCAGGUCCUCCAGGCUCGCCCCCCUGUGCCCGCCACAUGUCAAUAG